Rotaria sp. Silwood1 is the source of this 249-nucleotide messenger RNA. The record is from the annotation of a GenBank genome assembly. Lineage: Eukaryota; Metazoa; Rotifera; Eurotatoria; Philodinida; Philodinidae.
AUGUCGGAAAAUAAUGUAAAAAAAGAAAGAUCAGCUGAAUUUGAUGAAGAUAUAUCAGGAACAGCUGGUUUAGAACGAACAGUAGGAACAACAGCAACAUCAACUGGAAUAGCAGAACGAACUGGUGUAACAGUUGUUAUGCCUGAUACAGGAAGUCUUGAUCAUUCUCAUACUAGUCAAGAUAAUCAACAUUUACAAGUAACAUCUGGAUUAAGUAAUAAUACUGGUACUAUUUCUUCGAAUCAAUAG